This is a messenger RNA of Panicum virgatum (switchgrass), 907 nucleotides long. RefSeq lists its product as uncharacterized. The transcript has a single exon. The record is from RefSeq and is a predicted model, not a curated record. Lineage: Eukaryota; Viridiplantae; Streptophyta; Magnoliopsida; Poales; Poaceae. The annotation marks the transcript as partial.
CACUCCACCGCUGCCACCGCAAAUGUCCGCUCCCUGCACGGCGCCAACUUCCUAGUGUCCAGGCACCUGAAGCGCCGCCUGGGCGCGCCCUCCCGCUCGGGGCCCUCGGCGUCGUCCGCGUUGAGCAGCUCCUGCGUGUCCAUGGCCGACACGGCGGAGUCGGCCGCCGCGCUCGCGCCUGCGCCGGCGUGGAAGCGGUGGGCGCGCGCGGAGGCGGUGCUUGAAGGGUGGGCCGCGCGGAUGGGCUUCGCGGUGAGGCCCGCGCGCCGGCGCGCCGCGAAGGCCGCGGGCGCGCUCCGAGCGCUGGGCCGGGGCGUGGCCACUGCCCGCGUCCCGCUCCGCGUCGCGAUGGCUGCGGCGCUUUGGGCUGAGAUCGCGUCCGCCCCCGCCGCCGCGUGCAAGGGAGGGGAGGCCGUGCUGCUCCGGCGGCCGGAGGCCGCAGCGCACGUGCCAGCGAGGCUGGUGCUCACCGUGGGGUCGUGGAUGGCGCGCGCGGCGAGCCACCGGGCGCCGCCGCCGCCGUUCGCCGAGGCCGACGACGAGGAGGGCUGGGCCGAGUGCUCCUGACCAACCGCGCGCCGGUGAAGGAGCGAGAAGGGGAGAGGGUAGUGAGAGACAGGGUAGGAGAGAAGAAAGAGAAGAGGGGUGGCCCACUAGUCAGCGCUGACAUGCGGACCCCACAUCGCCACGUCAUCAAAACCGCCCAAAAAACUGCCCAGGGGUGUGUUUUGCCCAGUUUUGUAUAGUUCAGGGUGUUUUUUUAUCCGGUUUUGUACUUCUAGGUUGUUAAUCAGACAACUAUGGCAAGUACGAGGUUGUAAAAUGGACUUUACCCUUAUUAAAAUAACUAAUGACUUGGGAUGGCAGCUCAUUACUAGUAAAUAAAGAAGGAUAAAGCUAAGGUAUA